Messenger RNA from Caenorhabditis remanei, 693 nucleotides. RefSeq lists its product as uncharacterized. The transcript is spliced from 2 exons. The record is from RefSeq and is a predicted model, not a curated record. Lineage: Eukaryota; Metazoa; Nematoda; Chromadorea; Rhabditida; Rhabditidae. The coding region runs from base 1 to 693 and encodes 230 amino acids.
AUGCUACCUAUUGUACUUCAUUUACAUUGGCUAUAUGAUGACGAGAAGCAUUUCUACUCUCUGAAUGCUGUUACGCUGUAUUUCAUCUCUAUUUGCCUUGUCUUAACUGAUAGUGAGAUUCUAAACAAUGAACACCUACCAACAGCAGCCAAAUGGUUUGUGAGACAUAGAUAUCUGUUGGCUGCAGCCAUGAUUGCUUUCAAUAUUUUGAUACUAAUUAACAGUGUUAUUCACCUUGUUGGAUUGUGGGAAAAUAUUGUAGUGGCUUGUAUGCUGGCUAUUGUCAUAAUCUAUCUUCCCAUUUCAACAUGGUUUCACUUUGACUGCUGCACUGACUUUUUAUUUUCUCAUUUGAAAUCUACAAAACUUUCUAAAAAACAAUGGUUAUUACUAUUCGGAUUUCAUACUGUACUAGCUGCUUUAUAUGCAAUCCUAUUUUUAUUUGAUGAAAGUUGUCUGGGAAACAAAGAGUUUGUUCUGAAUUUUCAAUUCAUUAGAUAUUUUUGCCAACUAAUUAACAUCAUGUCGAUUCCAAUGAGUUAUCAAGCAAUUCUUUUAUGGAACUCUGACAAAUUGAAAUUCAAAGAAUGGUAUCCGACAACGAUGGAGUGGGCGGGAUUGAUGAAGAGGAAUCCAGAUGGAACAUGGGAAAUUGAUCAGAGUCCAGAAGAUCAUAACGUCUUAAUUGUGUGA